GGAAGAGGUGAAAUGGAGAUGAACAACAGCACAGUGACUGUGCAAGAAACCAUGAUUGACUCAACCUGGUGUGGGGCAUAGUAGGCCACUCCAGAACAGGACGGAAAUAGCCGACAGGCUACAAGUCCUGAAUAAGUACAGGAGGGUGAAGGGGUCAGCUGUCACUAGGGCAGGAAUGGGAAAGAGACAGGAGGCGACGGAGAGUGGCAGAGGCACCACUACAAGGCAGAAACCAAGAGGAGAUCAGACCUAAACACAUUCAUAACGAUUUAAAGAGAAUAAGAAGACAAGAAAGUCAGAAGGAAAUAGGAGCUGUUCAUUCUCUAUGAAAAGAGGAGGUCAUUUGCGGAUUUCAGAGACAGCUCCUUCAUCCAAACCAGGGAGAAAUUAGGUGGCUCAGUCAAAGCUAUGUCUGCUCUCUAUCUAUCAAAGGUGGCACCACAGGAAUCAACACACAGUCAUUUAAAACCGGCACAAGAUCAGUCAUCUGAAUCUGGGAAAAGAGCCAAGCUAACCAAGAUGGACGAAAACUUACAACAGAGGAAAGAUGACCUCCAACCACCUCCCUCAACCAGACAUCAGCCUGAGCCAGAAGAUAUCUCUGGGGCACAUUUACAACAAUCCAUGCCCUCCCAACUCUCCAAAGAAAAGUUAUACCAACAGCGGCAGAAAUGUGAGCUGAAAAGGCUCCUGAAGCACACUCACCCAGAGCUGAAGAUGUUGGAUGAUGUUGUGGAUGAGGAGCUUGCUGAGGUUUUGAGCUCAGAGAGUGGGGUGACAACUGGUGAAACUGGAUACGAGGGAGAGGUCCUUUCAAGACGCUUGAUAUUUGAGAACUGUGCCUUGAGUGAUAAAGUUUCUUCAUACACUCCCAAGAGACACAUGGCAGAGGGAACAGUGGAAAGAGGCGAUGUCAGUAAAACAUCAGCUGUAUUUGAGGAGCAUGAAGGGAGGCCAUGUAGUGUUAAAGGAAUCCUAGAGGACGACAAAAUGCUUAGCUACAGUCCAGAUCAUAACAGAGGGUGUGAGGAGGAGAUGGCAAAAAUAGAUGUUCAGGCUACCAGAAGGAUGUUUGAGAGUCAGUCUGUGAACACAUCCAGACGAAAUCCAGAUAAUACGUUUCAGGGCAAAGUGUCUAUUUCUGGGGAUGAGAAAGGGGCAGUCCAAAAACGAAAACAGGAGAGUGGAAAAGAAAAUCCACACAGCGACAACAAAAGCAAUGCUUAUACCAAAAGUCUUGAUUUGACAGAUCAGCCCCCAAAACAAGGGUCUUGUGUUCAUGUCAUUGGUCAAAGCACUGACCAUAAGUUUUCUGAUUGGGAAGAGGUUUCUACUGGUGAAACAGUCUUUGAGGACCAACCUACAAGCCUUCCUGAUCCAGAAGAAAUGGGGGAAAUAAUCAAAACAAGCGCAUCUCUCUCCAAAAACAACCCCUUUAUCCCAACAAACAUAGAAAGAGAGCAUUCCUUUGUGCAGACAUCAAAAUCCCAAAGCCCAGCAGGAGACAUCGGGGAAGCUCAGGACUAUCCAAUAGCUAAUGUGAAAAACAGAACCCAUUUGUUUGAAUCAAUGCCCUUUGACAAAAUUAGGCAUCAAAACAAGGACGAAGUUGAGACGAUGGUGGAGAACAUCAAGGACACGCUGAAUUCCCUUCAUCACGUCAAUGCCAUCCGUUCAGGUGGCUCAAUUAUUGAGGUGAAUGAGACAAUGAUAGCUAAAAAGGCUAAAUUCACACUAUCAGAGGAUGGGCCUGAGAUAAAAUAUGAUGAGGUUGCUGAAGGUGGGGCACAAAACUUCAUAGUCCAGUUGCUACCACGUGCAAACCUAAAGCCUCAGCUCAUUUACCUAAAGGAGGAUAGUAAAGGAAGUAUGGAGGCUAUGUUGGUGAAUGUACCCGUGCACCAGCAUCAUUUCACCUCCAACCAAGACACAGAGUUUAAAACUGCCAAUGUGGUUCAGGUUGUUGAGGAUAUUCUCAAUCAAGAUAACUCUCUGAGGAAGGGAGUAAUAAUCCAGGAGGAUGUGGAUAGAUGUGCUGAAGUCAUUGUUUACUCCCUCUAUAAUUACUUUGAUGAAGAAGAUGUGAAAAGUUACUGUCCUCCACAAGGUACAGAGUAUGAUGAACCACAGCCAGAAAGAUGUGAUGUGAGUAAGACAUCCAAUCAAGAACUAAGAAAAGGUGCUAUUGAAUCAACCAUAAGCUGCCUUCGAGAAACUUCUAAAGACCACAUCUUCCAAGGAUCAAUAAGGCCUGAAAUCACAGAAAUCGGGAAUGUAAAACUGUUCAAGAGUUGUAUUGAAAAGGGAGAUUUGGAGUAUUUGAAAACUCUUCAGGCUGAGUCAACAGUGCAAGAACAAGAACACUCUCCUAACCAAAACGUGGCUGGACAAGGUGUAGAGCUUCAUCAUGAUCAGACAGAGGAGAGUACUUCUGAAUGGAUCCCAGUGGAUGUUAAGAAACUGAAAAACAUGUUCUCUGGAGAUCAAAGGCCAAUCCAACCAAAGCAAAACGUAUGGGAAAAUCUUGCCUCAUUUACCACUAUUUCUUGUACAUCUUCAGAUCAAAAUGUGCCAAAGAGCCAAUCGUCCACAGAAUGCAAUGUUGGUAUAUACUCCCAUGGGCAAAUAAAGGAUACCCUUAGGGAGUGUGGUGCCCAAACACACGAAGAAGCUGCUAACUCUACAGUUACACCACAGGGAUUAAAACUACUUCAUGAAACACAGGACGGUGGUGAAAUCACAGAAAAAGGGAAUGUAAAACUGUUUAAGAGUUGUAUUGAGAAGGGAGAUUUGGAGUAUUUAAAAACUCUUCAGGCUGAGCCAACAGUGCAAGAACAAGAACUCUCUCCUAAUCAAAAUGUGGCUGGACAAGGCAUAGAGUUUCAUCAUGAUCAGGCAGAGAAUAGUACUUCAGAAUGGAUCCCAGUGGAUGUUAAGAAACUGAAAAACAUGUUCUCUGGAGAUCAAAGGCCAAUCCAACCAAAGCAAAACGUAUGGGAAAAUCUUGCCUCAUUUACCACUAUUUCUUGUACAUCUUCAGAUCAAAAUGUGCCAAAGAGCCAGUCGUCCACAGAAUGCAAUGUUGGCAUAUACUCCCAUGGAUCAAAAUGUGCCAAAGAGCCAGUCGUCCACCGAUUGCAAUGUUGGUAUAUACUCCCACGGGCAAAUAAAGGAUACCCCUAG
This is a messenger RNA of Larimichthys crocea (large yellow croaker), 3183 nucleotides long. Its product is annotated as xin actin-binding repeat-containing protein 1. Bases 409 to 3183 code for a protein of 924 amino acids. Gene Ontology annotation, molecular function: actin filament binding. Gene Ontology annotation, cellular component: stress fiber; focal adhesion. The record is from RefSeq and is a predicted model, not a curated record. Lineage: Eukaryota; Metazoa; Chordata; Actinopteri; Sciaenidae. The transcript has 6 exons. Gene Ontology annotation, biological process: actin cytoskeleton organization; actin filament organization.